This is a messenger RNA of Leucoraja erinaceus (little skate), 1690 nucleotides long. Its product is annotated as SERTA domain-containing protein 1-like. The record is from RefSeq and is a predicted model, not a curated record. Gene Ontology annotation, molecular function: transcription regulator activity. Bases 224 to 919 code for a protein of 231 amino acids. Gene Ontology annotation, cellular component: nucleus. The transcript has 3 exons. NCBI's taxonomy places the organism in Eukaryota, Metazoa, Chordata, Chondrichthyes, Rajiformes, Rajidae.
GAAGGGAACUCCCACACCCCGCCCACCCCGUCAGGUUGCCCAGGCAACUGUAUGGGGGUUGCGCUCGGAAGCAGCUGACACACACGAGUCAGACUGACAGCAGGAAGGUUACAAUGUAGCGGCGGCGGCGGCGGCCACUGGACACACACACACACACAGCGAGCGGGUUGUUGGCGGGACACAAGGAGCGUCGCCUUGUAGACGGAUCCCUUGGAAAGAGUCGAUGGCUGCAGUCAGGUUUACGAGAGGCGUGAAGAGGAAACGAGCUGAGGAUGAGGAUGAGGGAGUCCGGCCAUUGUCGCCCCCACUUGCUUUCCGCUGCGAGGCUCUGCUCGAUCUCUCACUGCACAAGCUGCACCAGGGCUGCACGGUUGCGGACCGCAACCUGCGACGUUCCGUGCUCAUCGCCAACACCUUGCGGCGGCUGCAGGCGGGGGAGGGGGGGUCCCUGCCCCCACAGACCCAGCCCCAGCCCGAAGCCCCGGACCCUAACAACGCCGACACCGACGUUGACGCUGACACCGACGCCAACAACAACCUCUGCCUCCUGUUGGGAGACGACGACACUCUCUCCAUCGCCCUCCACGACCUGGACUACCCGGGCGGUCUCGGGGGGAGCCCACCCUUCCCGGAGGAGGACCCCCCCCUCUCUCCCACCCAGCCACUCCGCUCCGUCCUGGCCGAGCUGGACAUGGCCGACUCCGACGCCUUCUUGACCGACUGCUCGCUGGACGACAUCUUCUCGGACAUCGACACCUCCAUGUACGACGGGCAGACGAGUCUCGCCGCAGGUCUCUGGGACCCCCUCAAGCCCCCGGACCCUGCCCCCUUCCCCUGGGACUACCCCUCGACCAGGACCCCCAGCGGGCGGACUGAGUUCGCCGAUCUGGAGAUGGUGAUGGACUUGCUGGCUGGAUGAACAUUGGUCACCCAUAGACCCCAAUACAACAAUGUGUCAGCCUGGCCAUCCAGUGACUUGGGCACAGUGGCCCCUGGCAUCUCUACCCUUUGCCCUGGUACUUUCAAACCCUGGUGGUGAGAAAGUGGCAUUGCGGGCAAGACCUUCCAAUCCACCAUUUGUAGCUAAAUGGUGUUGGGCUGGUUGGGGGGGGUCCCAUUUCUGACCUGUUUCCCAUUUCACACGCGUUUGGUUUGGACUUCACCCUCCCCGUGAGCGGGCAGGGACCCCCACCCUGGGGCGAUGUUUGCUGAGGGGGGGGGGGGCAGAUCACGGAGGGGCUUCACCCCAGAGGCUCUGACUGCAACAUAUAAAAUUGGACAGGCUAGAUGCAGGAAAAAUAUUCCCCAUGUUGGGGGAGUCCAGAACCAGGGGUCACACAGUUUAAGAAUAAGGGGUCGGCCAUUUAGGACUGAGAUGAGGAAAAACGUUUUCACCCAGAGAGUUGUGAAUCUGUGGAUUUCUCUGCCACAGAGAAUGUCUCUGUCACUGGAUGUUUUCAAGAGAGAGAGUUAGAUUUAGCUCUAAGGGCUAACGGAAUCAAGGGAUAUGGGGAGAAGGCAGGAACGGGGUACUGAUUUUGGAUGAUCAGCCAUGAUCAUAUUGAAUGGCGGUGCUGGCUCGAAGGGCCGAAUGGCCGACUCGUGCACCUAUUUUCUAUGUUUCUAGGCUGAAAGGCCAGCAGGGGUUAGUCGGGCCGAACGGCCUGUUGCUGAGCUGUGAAUUGUUUGC